Messenger RNA from Brassicogethes aeneus, 746 nucleotides. Lineage: Eukaryota; Metazoa; Arthropoda; Insecta; Coleoptera; Nitidulidae. The record is from the annotation of a GenBank genome assembly.
GACUUUUUAAGGCUUGGCAACACUGCAGCGGUUCGUACGUAGGGAAAUCCCUGACACUGUGCAAAACACUUGUGGCAUAUUAUAGGAGAUACGGGCGUGUCCUUAUUUCAAAGUGGUUUUAGCCUUUGUUUAGUGCAGUUGUGACAAAAAUGUAUUCCGUAGUUAUUAAGUAUUCGCCUAUUACAUGGGACAAGAGACAAUCAGUAACUAGAAUGGAUUACGAUUUAACGGCUUAUAAAAAUGAAGAGUACAAGCAAAUUGCUUAUGAAGCAAAUGUAGCCAUGGACACUGAGCACAGUAAUCUGCAAGUGGUGAGGGUUCAAAAUAUUCAUGAUCUGGGCCAGUGUUUGAUCAAACAGCAAAAAUUAUUGGUUGAAAAUCCUGGACAAGCAUUUUAUCAAGGUAGACGGUACAUAGUCAUUUCACAAAACUAUUUAAAUGAAGCUCUCGAGUACAAUUUGGAUUAUAGACGAUGUGGAUUAUCUCAACUAAAGUUUAACACAAAAGUAUCACCAAUAAACACAAAUAAUGUUUUGGUCGUGGUUCAAACAAUUAUAAAAAACCAAGAUCAAGACUCCAUUGUACCUGAGUACAGUGAUGAGUUCUAUAUUGAGUAUUAUGUAAAACUCGAUGUUUAACCAAACUUUUUUAAUGAAGCAGUAUUUUAAAUUUUAUUAUUUUGAUGUGUUUUUGAACAAUUAUUUUUACAUUUUUUAUUAAUAUAAAAUAUUUUAUAAGAAUUUUUU